AUGGAUGAGCAUGAGCCCGAUUUGAGCGAUCCGAAAAAAAUGGCACUUCAUAAACUAUACCGGCCGGAGAGGCUUACUCCACAUGAGAAAGGAUAUCAACUUCUCAACAAUCCCCGCUUAACCAAGGGCAUGGCAUUUUCGCUAUUUGAACGGCAAUACCUCGGUCUUCAUGGGCUUUUGCCCCCUGCCUUCAUGAAUCAAGAACAACAGGUGUAUCGUACAAUGAAAAGAAUACGAUCGCAACCAGACAACCUGACAAAGUUCGUAACAGUUUUCAGUUGA
This is a messenger RNA of Ostertagia ostertagi, 282 nucleotides long. NCBI's taxonomy places the organism in Eukaryota, Metazoa, Nematoda, Chromadorea, Rhabditida, Trichostrongylidae. The record is from the annotation of a GenBank genome assembly.